AUGGCUUCCGCUCUGGAACAACUCAAAAAAUACACCACAGUCGUCGCUGAUUCGGGCGACUUUGACAGUAAGAGAGAGAUCAUUUGUAAAGGAGUUUCUUUUCUGAUUGCUGUUUGGUAAAUCACUGUUAUGAUAUACUUUUGUUCAUUUUUACUUCUCAGCCAUUUCGCAGUACAAACCCACCGAUGCGACGACCAACCCAUCGCUCCUUCUUGCUGCUUCCAAAAUGCCUCAGUAUCGAAAUUUAUUCGACAAAGCGGUUCAGUACGGAAAGGCCAAUGGAAGGUAAAGAAUACUCGAACCAUUUCUCUUAGUUAGUUUACGUUUUGACGUUUUUGCAUGUCCAAGGAUUCAAGGUCACGCUUCAUGUGUUUAAGGUUAUGAGUUUUCGUGAAAUUAAAGAAUAAGUUUAUUUAAAUCUUGGGUGUUGAAUAUGCAAUUGAUUAGCAGGAUAAUUGCAAAAUAGUAAUUUUUUGUGUAGAACAAAAACUUACGGAUUGUCGAGGUGCCAAUAUUUGAGGGAAGAGGUGUUUUACGUAAUACGACGUCAUUGCAAGCACUGAACUUAUAGUUAGCUGGCCAUGCACCGUGACGCACGCAACUUUCGUACAAUUUUACUAAUACGCCUAUUGUACAAAUACAACAAACCCCAUCCAAGGGCUUUUAGAGUUGAUGAUCUUUUACAGAAAUAAUAUUACUGAUGUUGGAUGUUUGAAAUAAUACAAAAAAAUAACAUGGAAAUAAUGUGAUAUCGCCUGAAGCAAAUAAUUUUGAAACAAACAACUUGAUUAUAUAUCACAUCAUUACUACGUUCAUUUUAAUAUCCAAAUCGAAGAAAUGCUCGGCAGCUCUAUCUGAGCAUUUUAAAUGGGCCAGUGCCUGUCGUUUUGAAAGUCCCAGCGAUUACUGUGGCCUCAAAAGCUAUCAAUGUCAAGAUUUCCCAGAUGGUAAAACUAUCAGUUAACAAAACAAAAUGGUCUAGUUUGUUAUCUACACACGGCACUUUUACUCCAUAGAUUCUGAUUUAAAUAUUUGGCUUCAGGCCUGAAAAAUUGCCAUGACUUUAACCCUUGGCUUGCCUACCAAGGAUGUUUGUCUAUGUCCUGUGUGAGGUCACUCUGCAAUCAAGGAUGUGUAUAUACGUCCUCAGACAGACAAUAUUAAUGAAAUUAACAAAAGCCUAGUCGUUCGAGUUGUCUUAAGUAAAUAAACUCCUGUCGUUGAGAAAUGGCUGCUGGUAGCUGGGUGUAUUUGGCUCUAGUAGGCAAGGGGUUAAAGGAAUGUGCCCCUGGUCAUAACCACAACAUUACUAGAUCAGGACCAGGAGUCAAGGAAUUUUGAUAUUUGUAUUUUAAAAAAUCUUAAUGUUAUGGGGAGUGCAACAAUUAGUUUCAGUUUCAGUGUCAUACUCAGCCAGCCCACCACACCUUUUAUUAUUGCAACUUACGGUUUUAAAAGUUAUAAUAAUGAUAUAAUAUAGCACAAAAAGGCCUGUCAUAACUUUCUGCUUCCUUUAUUUUCCUACCAGUUUCUUUCAUCCAUUUCGCUCUCUCCUUUCUUUGCUUGAGACCUGCCUGAUUGUACAAUUAAAUUAUUAGAGCUAAAUGCUGCUAAAACAGCCACCUUUAAUACUGCAAUGUGGUAUCAACAAAACAGAUUGUUGUGUUCAGUGAGUGUUACAUAAAGUGCUGUCAGGGAUGUGCUCUAGCAGAGCCCGGUGGCUCCUUGCACCUAACUCUUGCUCUUGGGCAACUAUAAAAUCUUACUUUUUUCGUACAAAUUUUAUGCUGGGCACCCUGGAUUUUACAGGCUCAGAGCACUGGGCUCCCUUCAGUUUUCCUUAGAGCACAGCCUUGAUUCUCUAUGGAGAACUUGUAUAAAGUAUUUAAUUGUAAAUGAUCAUGAUAUCCUUGUAAGAGGGAGCUGUCAUCCAAUUGUUUAUGUAAUUUUAAGAUGAGCUUUUCUUCUUUUCUGAUUUUACUGGCUUUGAGAUACUUAAAGGGAUUUCUUUACUUAACAGUCUUUACUGGGUCUUCAACCUAAUCCUUUUUUGUAUAUCAUUUUAUUGAAUUUCUUAUUUUUGGUUUUUAAAUUUGAAGCACCCUUGAAGAGCAGCUGACUGAAGCAAUGGACAAAAUGGUAAAUACAGCAUUUUUCUAAUUAAAAACACGACUAUAGCAUUAGUAAAAAAACAACAACAACAAGCUUUAAUAAUUUAUAGCAGAACCUUAAGAAAGUAUGGCUGAUGACGUAAUUAAGUCCUUAAUUCAUUUAUCUGUUACAAAUGAGUAAUAAAAUUAAUGGAAACGUAUCCCUUGUUAGAUAAUGCUAUAUUGUUAUUCCAGCUGGUAUAUUUUGGUGUAGUUCAAUAAUAUUAUGGAAUAAAGAUGAUUGGUAUUAGUUUAAAAUUCAAAUUAGCUCUUUUAUUUGUUUUAGUUUGUACUUUUUGGAGUUGAAAUACUAAAGAUUGUCCCAGGAAGAGUUUCAACAGAGGUUGAUGCUAGGUAAGCCAUAAAAAGCCAUGCCUUGAAUGUGCAAUGCUUUCAUUGUUUACGAGCUGUUGAACUGUCUUCAAAACAAAAAAGGAAGAACCAGCAAAACCAUUGCAAAGUUCAAGGUUGAAUAGUAGUGUGCUUACACUCUCUGGAAAUGGCUUUAAUGCUUUAAGCCCCAGAUGAACCCAAAUACAAAAAAAUUAAUUCUAAACUUUCGACUGAUUUCCCUUAAAGAAUUAGUCGAGAGACGUUAGUAAAAGAUCAAAGCAUUUUCUCUUUAGUAACCAUUUUAUUAAUUCAUGUAGCCUGUUCUCUUGAUUAUGCCUUGAUGUUGGUAGGAGAAACAUGAUUUUGAUCACUUUUUGAUGGUUAAAAGACCAUAACACCUUUGCAUGCCCAAUUAGCACCUUCACUUAUGGAACACAGCCUGAGAAAAUUAAUUCAGCAGUGAAAUACAUGUACCUACCGCGCUUUAGUGUAAGAAUUCAUUUCCACUUGAAUUCAUGGGAACAUUUUAUUUAGUUUUUUUUAUUUUGGGGGGUAAAGGUUAUCCUUUGAUGUUGAGGGCUCAAUUGAGAAGGCCAAAAAGUUUAUCAAGUUGUAUGAGGAAGCUGGAAUCAGCAAAGACAGAAUCUUAAUCAAACUGAGCACAACUUGGGAAGGAGUCCAAGCUGCAAAGUAAGACAGUUCUUCAUCAUCAAUUUUUUGGACAAUAUAAUAUUACUCAAGGUUGUGAGCACCGAGAGUCAUAAUCUGCAAACCGUUUUGAAUUCUUUUCUUUGUAUUUAGUAUACCAAAGGGGGCUCAUGGUCCCAGGCAUUCCUAGUAGAGACUGUAGAAACUGGGGUUAAAAAUCGUGAUGACUUUCAAUGUAUGCAAAUAAGACUGGUGAUGAGCAUGCGGUUUAUUUUUGGGGAUGAUUGAAGUGACAUGCCUAGUUGAACAUGAUUUGGCUUUGCCCUAUUUUAAUAGCAAGAGAAAAAACGACAGUCAAAUUGCACAUAGCAAAGUAGACAUGUACAGGGUCUGGCUUAUGUACUACAGCAAAAGCAGUUGUUCCAAAAGAUUUACAAUAAUAUAAUCUUAUCCAUUAUUGAUAUCACAAUGGGCUGCUCUUUAGUUGGCCUGUGUUGCAUCUGGUCAUUGCAAAAUGGUCAGGGUUCGAUUCUCAGUCAAGCCUGAAUUUUUUUCAGGUUCUUUUUCAACCUGCUUAGGUUGUUUGAAAAAAAAAACAUUUUAUUUGAGUGUCAAUGUAUUUAGCACAAAAGAACUGAUAGGGGACACUAUUUUUAUGUCUCCUACUAGAGACAGGAAUGCCAUUUUAUGUGGUAAUCCGAGCCACGUGAAGGUCUAGCCGCUUGCAGUGCAAAAGGAGUACCUUCAUUUCUCAGUUAUUUUAAGACCCUGAGUAUUGGUCCGGCCCCAAGAAUCGAACCCGUGACCUCCUGCUCUGCAGUCACAGGCUCUACCGACAGAGCUAACACUGCCAUGGUCACUCAACUUCAAAGAUCAUGUUCUCUUUCAUAUCUUUAUCUGCAGUUCAAAAUAUGAUUCAUUUUAUAUAUUUCAAUUGAUGAUUCAUUUCAUUAUUUUAAUUCAAAUCUUUUCUAUCAUUUAUUAGAGUUCUUGAGGAGGAACUUGGUAUUCACUGCAACAUGACACUCCUUUUCUCCUUUGCACAGGUAAAUAAGAGUUGCAUUAUCACAGAAUUUCCAUAAGAUUAUUGUGCAGUGUACAUUCUAGACAUUUAGUACAGAAUGAUAUACAGUAAAAUGUGGCUAAAUGUAAUUUAGGCGAGGUUAAACAUGAGACGAAUUAUGCGGUCUCCAUUGCUAAUCAUGUGUGGGCCGGGCUUAGGGCUUUUUCUGGGUCUCAGUGUUUUUAUGUACAGCACUCCUUUGGAGGUCAAGUCAUUUUGCAUGCAUUGUCUUUGCUUGUGCUUGCACUAAAGCCUUUUUUGCUCCCAGCCUUUCCCUUCCUCUGGGUAGGUCUUGGUAAGUAUCUGAAAACUUUCCACUGCGGUUCUCAGUGAUGGUGCCUGGUGGCUGCAGCUCACAAGGUUGUCAUGGUUACCUUCAUGCUCGCUUGUGGCUCCUUCAGUUUACUCAGGCACCUUCCCCACACCCAUCUAUUAGCGAUGGGUCUAAAAUCCGCGACUAUGAACCUGGUUUUUAAGAACGUGUUAGCUAAAAUUUGCCCGUUAGGCCCCUUCUAUACAAGAACCUGUUUAGCCUAAAAUUUGAAACAGGUUCCUAUUUUCUAAAAUCUAUAUAUAAAAAAAAUUCUGUACACUUGGGCAAAUAAGAUAAAGUCAACAUUCAGAAUCCUCUUUGGAGACGCAGGUUCCUUAACACUCCUACUGCAAUAAUUUAUUGUAAUGUCAUACACGUUUUAACUAAGGAAUUAAACUGAAUACCACUAAAUAAAGUCUCUUAGCUGCAAUUCAGAAAAUAAGAACCUGUUUAUUAUAAGAAUGUAAAUAGCCUAAAUUUGUGUCAAUUGCCAUCUAUGUAAGAACCUGUAUGGGUUAACUUGGGAAAAUGUAGCUUCUAAGUCACGGGUUUUUACUGUAUGGAAAAACCAGCCCUAUCAUUGUGGGAAUUGACAUUGACUCAAUGUACAUGUGGCAUGAAAAUAAAAUGUAAAUUUUAAGGCUCCACAUACUUCCAAAAGCACAUCAUUCUCUGACUGAAGAUCUGAGACUUUGAAGCAGAAAGUUGAAGACCUUGUAAAGGAUAGAAACUCACAAAAACAAGACUCCAAAGCGUGGUACAAGGGCCAUCCUUUUAUUUACCUUAUAAUUGCUGAAAGGACCUAGCACUGACCUUGCUAGUGAAAGAAGCAACUCUAAUAUAUACCGUUCCAUCAAAAUUGAGUGUAUUGUAAAAGAUUACCAAAAUAGACGACGUGGUCUCUCCUUUCCUGCAUGUAAUUCAGUUCCUCUGCGAGCACUUAGGGAGGGAGGGAGGGAAGGGAGGGUAUUGCAAUGUGGAAGAGGCAGGGAUACUUUUAGUCUUCCUAUUGGGGUUUUGGUAGUCAGUUUCAGGACUAUAGGAUGAAUCAUCAAGACACAUAGAAGUGAUGUCAGUAGCAUUGGGCUGGUCGGCCAAAUGACCCACUGGGCUAGUGUAUUGUCAUUAAAAGUUCCAAAAGCAAGCUAUUUUACUGUAUUUUAAGGCAAUAGAACUGGUAAUAUUGACUACAUUUGGGGCUAUCCCAUCAGUGUGCCCCACUUUGGACAAAUGGUAACCCUGCUCUUUAGAUCACAUGACGUGUAGGUGAAUUAAUCAUAGCACUUCGUAAAAACCAUGUAUUAUUAAUUGCCCGAUUUUUGUUGCCUCUCUAGGCAGUAGCUUGUGCAGAAGCUGGUGUCACCUUGAUCUCCCCAUUUGUUGGACGAAUUUUUGAUUGGUAUGUUAAGAACACAGACCAAAAGGAAUUUCAACCUGCAGAUGACCCAGGUAGAGAUGACAAGUAAAUAAAAUGAUAUCAAUAAAUGACUGGCUGGAGCUUACAAAUUUAUUUGUGCAAAAAUACCAACCAAGGAAAGUGAACAACUACAUCACCAGGCCUCAGAUGUUUAAAAGGUGGAUAAAGCUAUCCACUGAAUAAAUCUCUAUCCAUUGGAUAGCGGACUUGGUUACCCCAAUACAUAUCCACUGGAUAGUGAUUGAAAUCCAGUGGAUAGCGCUAUCCAAUGUUUGUUUUACAACUCUGUAGGCAAUAAAAUGUUUAGCCUUUUUCUUCUGGAUGAAAAUGUGGCUGGAUUUCUUGAAAACUUUUUUACACUUAACAGUGUACACUUUUCAAAUUUUGUGGUUUGUAUUCUUCUCUGUAAUAGUAGAAUUUCACGUGUUCUCAGUGAUGUAAUUAUGAAAUAAUGAAGUACUGUAUGUGUUAGUGUCUCUGACCCUCUGUGUAUUUGGGUGCUUAUCAUAACAAAACGUUUCUGGAAAAUCCAGUUGGAAAGUAAAUGGAACACAACUUUUAGGGUCAUUUUAGUGGAAAAUUCUCUGUACAAUGUAUGUUGUUCAUGUUGUUUAUCACAACAUGGGUGGCAGUACAUCUUCAUUAUCAAUAUGUUGACUUGUUCUUUCUUAGGUGUUAAGAGUGUGACAGCAAUAUACAACUACUACAAAAAGUUUGGUUACAAAACUGUUGUCAUGGGAGCAUCAUUCAGAAACCUUGGGCAAAUCACUGAACUGGCUGGAUGUGAUCUUCUCACAAUCAGGUAUCAGCAAAAAUUCAACUAAGGGGUGCAUGGAAUAUUGAAGGCUCUAAGCGAGUCUUCAUAAAAUCUCAAAUUCGUGUUUUGAUUAUCAAGCACAUACAAUGCAAUCUGCUAGGAGAAUACCUCCACCCUGGGGAGAGUGAAGAAUGGCAGGUCAUUGUAGGGAGAUUAUUGCCCUUGUACAGAGGUUGAAACAUGAAAGAAUGUAUCUGCCAGGACAGACGAAAGUAGCUGUUGUGGAGGGAACCAUUAGCAGAGUUUCUUUAUGUGGUAUAUGAUACAAUUCCUACUGUUUGCCUUAAGCUUUUGCUUGAAAUUGCCCAUGAAUUUUGUAAUUAUAUUAUUUUCUUAGCUGUGAAGAACAUAAAAUUGUAAUAAUGACAAGUUACAAAUUUCCAAAAUAACAAAUACCAGAAGAUAAAAUACAAUAGGUCAAUCCCCGAGCUGCUAGUGAGCCCCACCACCCCUAGUCCAGAAGCACUAACGUUUGUUUCGUAUUUUCAGUCCAUCUUUGUUAGAAAAGCUCGUGAAAUCGACUGAGACAGUCUCCCAAAAGCUUUCGGUUGAGGAAGGUAAGGAUAAACAUUAACUUUGCCGUCAGGUGAUGGUUAAUGAAAAUCAGUUCCUAAACGUAAUAAUAAUAAAGUAUUUAUAACUUUUUGAAUUAUCAUUUUAGUUUUAGACGUAGAUUCUUAUUCUGUGUUUUGUAACUUGUGAUUUAUUAUAAGAGCAUAGGAAAUUUAUGAAUUUCAUGGUUUCCCUCAGCUAUAUACUACUGAUUCAUUAAGAAGUCCCGUUUUCAUUACCAGUAUACAAGGUCAAACAUUUUUUAUUACUCUUCCUUGUAUUUUUACAGCUCAAAAGCUUGAUAUUGAGAAAGUAUCCUUGGAUGAAAAGAAAUUUCGUUGGCUUCUCAAUGAGGACCAAAUGGCUACUGAGAAGUUAGCGGAGGGAAUCAGAAAGUUUGCUGCAGAUGCUGUAAAACUUGAGGAUAUGAUUAAAGCAGAGCUCCAAAAGUAACUGCAGAUCUAAACACAAGCUGGUAUAAGUGCCAAGACCUACACUGGACCCAUGUGGAACUCUAUCUAUGUGCAUUAAAAAAAAUACUUUGUCUUGAUAUUUUACAUGACCAUUUUACCCAAUAAUAAGGCUUGAAGGUCCCGGUAUUUAAAAUUAGUAUCUUACUGAAUUAAGUUCUUUUUAGGCUGCAGAAGUAAUAGGUGUAUUUUCUGACUUGUGAAAAUAUGCGUACCCGUAAUGGUGCAAUAAAUUGCAGUUCUGUUUAUGU
Molecule: messenger RNA, 8014 nt
Organism: Porites lobata
Lineage: Eukaryota; Metazoa; Cnidaria; Anthozoa; Scleractinia; Poritidae
Source: the annotation of a GenBank genome assembly